This is a messenger RNA of Gopherus flavomarginatus (Mexican gopher tortoise), 846 nucleotides long. Its product is annotated as glucose-6-phosphatase catalytic subunit 1-like. The coding region runs from base 1 to 846 and encodes 281 amino acids. The record is from RefSeq and is a predicted model, not a curated record. Lineage: Eukaryota; Metazoa; Chordata; Testudines; Testudinidae. Gene Ontology annotation, biological process: gluconeogenesis; glucose 6-phosphate metabolic process. Gene Ontology annotation, cellular component: membrane. The transcript is spliced from 3 exons. Gene Ontology annotation, molecular function: glucose-6-phosphatase activity.
AUGGACCUGCUGCACAGUGCUGGAGUGCAGGUGGUGCAGUACCUGCAGGAGAACUACCAGGGCUCCCAGGACUGGUUCCUCUUCAUCUCCUUCGCUGCCGACCUUAAAACCACCUUCUUCAUCUUCUUCCCCAUUUGGUUCUACCUCUGUGAGGCGGUGGGCGUCAAGCUGAUCUGGGUGGCCGUGAUCGGGGACUGGUUCAACCUGGUCUUUAAGUGGUGCCUCCGCGGCCUCCUAUGGCUUGUGUUCUGGGCCGUGCAGGUCUGCGUCUGCUUGUCCCGAGUCUUCCUAGCUGCUCACUUCCCCCAUCAGGUGAUUGCAGGUGUCAUCUCAGGAAUGGUAGUAGCAGAAGCAUUUGACCACAUCCACUCCAUCUACAACGCCAGUCUCCGGAGGUACCUAGGCACCACCCUCUUCCUGUUCAGCUUCGCCCUGGGGUUCUACCUGCUGCUGAAGGCUCUUGGUGUUGACCUGCUGUGGACCCUGGAGAAAGCCAAGAGGUGGUGUGACCGGCCAGAGUGGAUCCACAUUGAAACCACCCCCUUCGCCGGCCUCCUUAGGAACCUGGGCAUCCUGUUUGGGCUGGGGCUGGCCCUCAACUCCCAGAUGUACCUGGAGAGCUGCAAAGGGAAAAUGGGUCAGCAGCUGCCCUUCCGCCUGAGCUGCAUCCUGGCCUCGCUCCUUGUCCUGCACCUCUUUGACUCCUUCGACCUCCCGACAGACAGAGAGCUACUGUUCUACGUCCUGUCCUUCUGCAAGAGCGCCGCUGCCCACCUGUGUGCUGUGGCACUCAUCCCCUACUGCAUUGCCCAGGUGCUCAGGAGGGGCGACAAGAAGAUCCUGUAG